AUGCCGCCGAAAACGGCGCAGGAGCUUCAGGCGGAGAAACUGAAGCAGAAGGGUAACGAGUACUUCAACAAAGGGUUUCUCGGGGCUGCUAUAGACGCGUACACGGAGGCCAUCACCUUUUCCCCAGGGGUGCCAGUUUAUUGGACCAACCGAGCUCUAUGCCACAGGAGAAAAUGCGAUUGGCCGAGAGUAGAGCAUGACUGCACGAAGGCGUUGGAACUGGACAGAAAUUCCGUCAAGGCGCGCUUUCUUCUUGGCCUUGCUCUGGUGGAGCUGAGCCGAUUCCCAGAGGCGAUCAGAGAGCUGGAGAAGGCGUUGGAAGCACUGAGGAAUGACACGCGGUUGGUGCGCAGUGACAACCUGGACGACAUCUGGCGAGUUCUUGCUUCUGCCAAAUACCGGCGGUGGGAGGAAGAGGCCAAGGCGAGGAGGGAGAAGCAGCAGGCGCUGGGAGAUGAGCUAAAGCUGCUACUAAAGAAUCGCCUGUGUCAGCAAGUAUCGCAGCUUCUUGGCAAAGAGGGCGCGCUGAAUGGGUCAGCUCAUGUGGACUUCUCCAGUUUGGGAAACACGGAUGGUCUGGACCCUCACAAGUCGGAGCAAGUGAGGACGCUAGUGCAGCAGUACCAGGAGCGACUCAACACGCUGGAAAACGUGUUUGAUAAGGCAGGAGCACCAGACAGACCUACCGAGGUGCCUGACUUCCUCUGCUGCAAGAUCACCAUGGACAUUUUCAAGGAUCCUGUCAUCACCCCCAGUGGCGUGACAUACGAACGAGCAGUGCUGGUGGAUCACCUGAAGUCAGGAAAACAGUUUGACCCGGUAACAAGGGCCCCCUUGACGCCAGAGCAGCUGGUGCCAAACCUGGCACUCAGAGAAACAGUACAACACUUUUUAGAUGAUCACGGGUGGGCCUAUAAUUUGCAAUAA
Molecule: messenger RNA, 927 nt
Organism: Closterium sp. NIES-65
Lineage: Eukaryota; Viridiplantae; Streptophyta; Zygnematophyceae; Desmidiales; Closteriaceae
Source: the annotation of a GenBank genome assembly